AUGAUUGCUAAUGCUGGAGUAAACAUUAUUGUUCGUUGGACUAUAGGUGCCAGUAAUUGGACGCUGAUAGCCGGAAAUUCAAAUGGAACAAUUGGCAGUACAUCGACUAUGUUUUACUAUCCAGUUACUGUAACAUUCGACAGCUAUGGCAACAUAUAUAUGACUGAUACUUAUAAUCAUCGUAUUCAGUUUUUUUCUUCUGGUUCACAAACAGGUACAACAAUUGCUGGUGUUGUAGGCACACAAAGACAUAAUGAUACUCUACUUAAAUAUCCGUAUUUCGUCAUUCUUGACAAUAAUCUUAAUUUAUAUGUAGCAGACAAUGGCAAUCAUCGAAUCCAAAAAUUUUUACGCUACUAA
Molecule: messenger RNA, 360 nt
Organism: Rotaria sp. Silwood1
Lineage: Eukaryota; Metazoa; Rotifera; Eurotatoria; Philodinida; Philodinidae
Source: the annotation of a GenBank genome assembly